Messenger RNA from Aphanomyces astaci, 1209 nucleotides. RefSeq lists its product as hypothetical. The coding region runs from base 1 to 1209 and encodes 402 amino acids. The record is from RefSeq and is a predicted model, not a curated record. The transcript has a single exon. NCBI's taxonomy places the organism in Eukaryota, Oomycota, Saprolegniomycetes, Saprolegniales, Verrucalvaceae.
AUGAGCACGAUCAACAACAACAAACAAGUGGCGUACAACACUGAAGACCGCCAAUGGGAUGCUCGCAUCAACGUACAAGACGAUGCCUAUCUCCAAUCGAUCAUCGACAACAUUGUCCUUGAGAACGCCCGCGGCAAAUUCAAGUACAUUCUCAUCGGCGGCGUUGAAGUUGGUACGCGUCCGAACCAAACGGAAUAUCAAGUCAAGCAUAUCCACGUGGCGGCUAUCUUCCACAACCGAGAGUCCAAGGCCUCAAUCCUGAAGAACUGGGACGUUAUUGAAGGCAACGGCUACUAUCUUGUGCCUCGCAACCGCGACCUUCCUUAUCAAGGCUGGAAGGACCACCACACGAAGGAAUUUUCCAAGGUUUCGAGCGACAAGAAGGACUGGAUCCUAUUUGAAGAAGGCGAACUUCCCAAGGACCAAGGCCAAGGCAUCAAGCGCAAGGGCCCUGUGUUACGAAGCGAAAGCGAGAAGAAGAUGAAGACCGAUGAAGUUAUUAUCGACAUGCGACGCAUGAUUGAAGAAGGCAAGGCCGACGAAGCGUUCGAGACGUACCCUAGAAACUAUAUGAUCUACGGCGAGCGUAUCAAGUCCAUGGUCCAUCAAAAGAAGAAGGCCUUUUUCGGCAAGCACACGGACCCGCACCUUUAUUUGCAUGGAUUCCCUGGAACCGGCAAGACCUCGUUGCUCCAGUUUAUCUAUGGCAACUAUUACAAGAAAAACCUGGAGAACCGGUUCUGGGACCUUUACGACGAAGAAGUGCAUACGCAUGUCAUGCUUGAAGACCUGGACAGCCUUGUCCUGGACCGCCUUGGCGUCCAAUUUAUCAAGACGAUUUGCGACGAAGCCGGAUUUGCGAUCGACCAAAAGUACAAGGCACCUCAAUUGACUCGUGCAACUAUCCUGGUGACGUCGAAUCAAGAUAUUGACCAGCUGAUUAACUGCUGUGACGAAGUCAAGCUCAUUGAAAGUACCAAGGCAGCGUUGAAGCGUCGUUUCUACCAACUCCGAGUUGACCAACUCCAGCGUUUGCUUGGACUCAAGUUAAUUCCUGCAUAUGAUCGCAAGAUGCUCAAGAAGGCCGGCAACGAAGAUCCUUCCAAGCUCUACAUGGAUUAUGAUUACAUCCAAGACUGUCCUACUGGUCUGCCAAUCAAGACACCGGAAUACUACCGUCAAGUGAUUAAAGAUAAAUACUAUCAAUAA